Molecule: messenger RNA, 2456 nt
Organism: Dinoponera quadriceps
Lineage: Eukaryota; Metazoa; Arthropoda; Insecta; Hymenoptera; Formicidae
Product: zinc finger protein 37-like
Exons: 12
Coding region: 92-2326 (744 amino acids)
Source: RefSeq, a predicted model, not a curated record
CGUGAACGUCGCCGCCAGGACCGAUCGCUGCCUCCUCCCGAUCCCGCUGCCAAUCGUCCACACCGGGGAAACGAAAAUUUCAACCGGCAAAAUGACGGCUGAUUCCGACAAAGAUAGCAGCAACUGUUUGGUCUGCAACAGCAAAGUCGGGGUGUCCGCUAGAAACAGCGUACGCAUUUUCGGUAACUCCACCGUUACCACGUCGGGGAAAAUGCUGAUCGAUGUUAUAGCGGCUAUCUUAGAGGUCGAUAUCAGUGAGGACUCUGUACAUUCCCUUGUGAUCUGUAAAAAAUGUUAUAAACUGUGCGACGAGUACGAUGAGCUUGAAAAUAAAUUAGCCAAAAUCAAGCUGAAGAUAUUUAACAAUUACAAGAAUACAGUGAAAGAAUAUCCCGACAUAUUUCCAAACGAGGAGGAGUAUAACGAACACGACUACGCGGACAAUGCGGAGAGUCAAAGUGCCGUGAUAGAGAGUGUGGUAGAGGAGAAGGAAUUUAUAGUACAGGAGGAUGUGGAAGAGGAAGAAGAGGAGGAGGAGGAAGAAGAGGAGUUCCCUAUUGAGACUGAGGAUACUAUAAUCGAUGCUGAAGAACUGACUGAGAUCAAAGCUGACGAUGAUGACAAGAAGAAACUGAGGAAGAGCAAAGGAGCUGGUAUGAAGGAAGAGGAAGUUAUUCCAGACCAAAUUGUACUUAGAGAUGGCUCCACGUAUACUUGCUUGUUAUGUUUCGACAAAGAGGACAAAGUGUCGGGAGACGCGAAGACUGUUAUAGCGCACAUGAAGAGCGUGCACGAGACUCGCCUGUACAUUUGCGACGUGUGCGGGCAGGACUUCAGAAAACGUAACGAACUGUCGUCGCAUCUCGACGACCACGUGGCGAAGGAGGAGGGUGAUUUUCAGUGCGAAAUAUGCAAUCGGAUAUUCAGCAACUUACGAUUAUUCCGGAUUCACAAGAGAAUACAUUAUCCUCAGGUGAAGUCGUGGCAUUGUGAAACAUGCGGGAAGAGAUACAGCUCGAAGAACUUGCUGGACGAGCACACCAACACACACACGGGUGUUCGGCCGUACAUCUGCGAGACCUGCGGCAAAGACUUUGCGUCCAAGUACACGUACAAAGCGCACGUGAAGACGCACGAGAUACGACCGCGUCCGUUCCAGUGCGGUCGAUGUAACAAAACGUUUCUGAGCCAGCAAAACUUGAAUCGGCACGAGGAGACGCACAACGGUCUGAAGGAAUACGUGUGCCAUCAGUGCGGCAAGGCUUUCGGCUCCCCUUACAAUCUGGAGGUCCACAACAUCGUGCAUUCUGGGCACAAACCUUACAUAUGCAGAACGUGCGGUAAAGCGUUCGCUCGUAAAGCGGAAAUACGCGAUCAUGAGCGCACUCACACGGGCGAGAAACCUUACCAGUGUGAGUUUUGCGGCGCGACGUUCAGUCAAAGGUCAAAUCUUCAAUCUCACAAGCGGGCGACGCAUUACAACGACAAGCGUUACAAGUGCGAAGAUUGCGGUAAAGGCUUCAAGAGGAGGAGAUUGUUGGAUUAUCACAUCAAAGCGGCGCACACCGGCGAGAGACCGCACAAAUGCGGCUUGUGCUCGGCCAUGUUUGUAUAUCCGGAACACUACAAGAAGCACAUGCGUAUACACACCGGCGAGAAACCGUUUUGUUGCGAGGUGUGCGGCAAAGCGUUCAACAGUAGAGACAACAGAAAUGCGCAUAGAUUUAUACACAGCGAUAAGAAGCCGUAUGAAUGUUUGGUGUGCGGCAUGGGCUUCAUGAGGAAACCACUGCUCUACGCGCACAUGCAGGCUCAGGACCACUUGAAUGACACCAUAGUUGUGAAUCAGCCGCGACUAACGACGGACGACAACCAGGUUAUAACGAUUCCCGCUAAUACUAAUGACUUGUUGAUGGAGGAAACUGACAACGGACAGCUGGAAACAACUGGCUUGUACGUGACUGAACUGAAGGAUCACGUGAUCAUACAGCAGGAAGAGGAGGAUCCGAUAUACACGGAAGAGGAUGUAUUGAAUAUACCCACGGAGGAGCACGUAGACACGGAAGUGGAUCAUCUCGUCGUCGAGACUCAGAUGGAUUUCACGGAGAACGAGGGUAUGGAAUGCAAAACCGAUACCGAAAUUGUGGAACACGUCGAAGAGGUGUACAAUUAUAAUGAGACCGAGGAGGGUGAGACGAUAGUCGUACCUACCACUUCGGAGUACAAAGAGAUAGACGAUAAGAACGUCCGUUUGGUGCAGAUCAGAUUCCCUACAUCUGUGAGCGGGGAGGGCAGAAGUUGGCUGAGCUUAGUACAAAACACUUGAAUCGUUUGACGCCCCGAAUACAUAAUGCAGCUUGUUAGAAUAGGUUUUGUGAGUUUCAAUUACCGGGGGGAGGGAGAGAGAGAGAGAGAGAGAGAGAGAGAGAGAGAGAGAGAGAGAGAGAGGAGAAAGA